Messenger RNA from Xyrauchen texanus (razorback sucker), 10250 nucleotides. RefSeq names its product MAGI family member, X-linked a (gene magixa). The transcript has 17 exons. Gene Ontology annotation, molecular function: protein binding. Bases 276 to 4199 code for a protein of 1307 amino acids. The record is from RefSeq and is a predicted model, not a curated record. Gene Ontology annotation, biological process: signal transduction. Lineage: Eukaryota; Metazoa; Chordata; Actinopteri; Cypriniformes; Catostomidae. Gene Ontology annotation, cellular component: cytoplasm.
GUAAUUUUGUCCCAUGUUUCAUUAGCAGAGCAGCCCUGAGGGCAAGAGGUUUCCGCGCUGGACUGUCCUCCCUCUCCGGCCAAUCAUCAGCCGCGCAUAGCAAUGGAUAUGUAAUCUUAGUCCGAUGCUGCUGCUGCUGCCUCCUCCAAUACAGCAUUAUCUGCAGUCACCUGCGACUCCGAUAGGCAAUCAAUAUUGAUAGACUGUUUGUAAGGAUUCUAGCCAUAAGGCAAUACGUCGAGGGGGGAAGGCUGGAAUUAUGAAGCGCUGUCAGCAUGUCUAAGGCCACUGUAAAGAAGCUGCACUGGCGUUCGAAAGUGCAGGAGAGCUUCGUCCCACUGGGCGGGGCCUCGGGAGAGCUUGGUGUGGCCAUUGGGGGUGGUGCAGAUUAUGGAGAGUUCCCAUUUGUCACAGCAGCACCUGGAGGUGGAGCCACAGUUGGUGACAUCAUCCUAGAGAUUGGGGGUACACCUGUUCUGGGAUUGACAUUAGGAGACGUCAGAGGAGUUCUGAACUCAUGUCCACAUCCCAUCCGGAUCAAAACAGUCUUACCAGGUUCAACACUCUGUAAGGAUUUGAGACUGUACCUGAGCAAGUGUUUUACACCAGGAUCCAUGGACAGCCAACUCCAACAGGUCAUACGAGAGAACCUCUAUCUGCGUGCCGUGCCCUGUACAACCAGGCAACCACGGGACGGAGAGAUCUCAGGGGUGGAUUAUAACUUUGUAUCCAUUGAGGAAUUCUUCUCCCUGGAGGAGUCUGGAGCCCUUCUGGAAAGUGGGAAGUUCAAAGGGAACUACUAUGGAACACCUCGACCGAUACACAUUGGCCCCGACAGUCCCCCCAUUACAUACCAGGAACACAGAAACCUCCUGAGGAACUUCCGUACCCGCAGCAAAUCGCUCAGCAACCUGGAGAAGGCAGUGGAGGAAGGUGACAACAGUGAGGAAGACUCUGGUCUGUCAGCGGGGUCUGCGGGAGCCAGCAGUGCCCCUCCCACCACAAUUGUCUCACCUAAUCAGACUUGGGACUUAGGCGGUGGGCGGGAUGGAUGUGUUGCCAUGGAGAACGGAGCACGUGGAGGGGCAUUGCCUGAAAACUGGGAGCUGGCGUUCAGUGACACAGGCGAACCCUAUUACAUCAACCAUAACUCAAAGACCACAAGCUGGCUGGACCCAAGGACUCAGGGCAAAGAGAUUGUCAGCAAGAUGGAGUUACCUGCAUUCACAGAUCAACCAUCUGACCUGAAGGGCUAUUCCAUACACACUCGCCUGUCGAAAGGGCCUCAGGGCUUUGGCUUUAACAUCGUGGGUGGCAGCAGACCUCGAGAGUUCCUGCAGGUGUACAGCGUCACCCCUGGAGGCCCACCUGCACUCAAAACAGCGGACAUCCUGGUGUACAUCAAUGACACAUGUGUGCUGGGUCUGUCUCAUAAAGAAGCGGUGGCGAUGCUGAAAUCCAUCCCUAUGGGUCACAGUGUAGACGUGGUCCUCCGGCGAGGUUACCCCAUGCUCUACAAGCCUGACGGCUGCCCCAAAACCAGUCUUUCCUCCCCCUCUGAUCCUAACAGUGCCAAACAUGCUGCCCCGGGUUCUGUACAGUCACAACCUCAGCAUCCCGAAGGACAUCAGCCUGGCAUAGUGAACCUCAACCGCUCCAUGUCCCACCACAAAAGCUUCUUCCCCUGCAUGCAGAAAGAGUCAUUGGAUGCCAAUGGCAACACAGCACUCCGAUCUUCCUAUUCCAUGGCCAAUGGCAAUGGUGUGGGCGGGACUGUAGGGUUGGGGGCAGUGCCUUCUUCAAAUGCCCCUCACUCAUCAGAGAGAAUGAGCUCUAGUCACAGCGAUACGGAGGUCAGCUCUAUUGUUACGCGCAGAGCUUUCCUUGUCCGCAGCUACAACAACAACUCUCUUCCUGCUCCCUCUCACAGCCACCACAGUUCCAAGUCUUCCGAGAGCAAUCUCUCCUCUACCACGCUCCCUCUGCCCCAACCUGAGGUGGGUCCGACCACCCAGCCACCAGGGGCGCCAAGCUCCCAGCGACCUCCUAUGCCCCAAACAUCUCUUGUCGUCACUACCCCAACCGAGCUCCCACCCUGUGGUUUUAAUGGGUGUGCAGCCAACAACCUCCCACGACCUCAUCCGGGUGGCCUAGGAUCCCCUGGUGCCCCGGGUGGGGUAGGUUGCGGGGGAGGGGGUGAGCUGGUACCUGUGGCCUUGGGCAGGAGCGAGGGAGGGGGCAUGGGUUUCAGUGUGACGGCCGGGGGGCAGGGAGGGCAGCUGGUGGUGGUAAAGAGAGUCUGGGACAGGCGCCAAUGCCCCUCUCUACAGCCAGGGGACGCUAUUAUUAAAAUCAACGGGGCAGAUGUGCAGAACCUCAGCUUUGCACAGGUUCAGCGGGUGCUUCAAGAACAUACCAAACAGGGUGAGGUGGUCUUACUGGUUUACAGAGGAGGUCCUGUCUGCUCUCCGGGCUCUCCAAAUGCCUAUAAGAGACCUCCUCCCUCUCUGGGCACCCCUGAUCUGAUCUCUCCCUCCUCUGAUGGUGCUGUACCCAGCCAGAGCACCCUCUCUCCCUCCUCACCCUCUGAUGACCUCCCCAACCUGGUCCAAAGCACCAGCUUCCUGGACUCAGUGCCCGUGACCCUCACUCUAGAGCCCCGUGACUGGUUAGGUAUUGAUGAUGGAAUGGGUCAGUGGAGCCACACUACUGCCUCUAACCUUGGAGCUGUGUCCAAAAGCCAUGCAGAUGGGAGGGGAGCAGCAUCCUCCAGAGCGAUGGAGGUGGAGUUGAGACGGAGACCAGGGGAGGGGUUUGGAUUUGUCAUAGCUUCCCAGGAUGUAGUAAACGGAUCUUUGUCUCUAGUAUCUCACCGGUUUGUGACUGUCCGUCGGGGGAGUCCAGCAGCACGCAGUGGUCAGAUCCAGCCGGGGGAUCAGUUAGAGGCAGUGGAGGGCAGAUCUGUGGUCACUCUGCCUCACAGAGACCUCGCACAGAUACUGCGCAGAGCCGGCAACACACUCCGACUCACCAUUUUACCACGCUCCAACACUAACAAUAAUCUGCCUGAGUACACUGACUUGGAUGCUGAGAGCCGGUCAAGAAAAGGGCAUAGAUCCAAGCAAAAGGAUUCACAGUUUUAUAGUGUUGAUCUAGAGAGAGGCUCAACAGGUUUUGGCUUUAGUUUGAGAGGUGGAAGUGAGUAUAACAUGGGUCUCUAUGUCCUUGGCCUAAUGGAGGGUGGACCAGCCUCACGCAGUCAGAAAAUACAGGUUAGUGAUCAGCUGGUUGAGAUUAAUGGAGACAGCACAGCCGGGAUGACACACAGCCAGGCCGUGGAGCAGAUCCGCAAGGGAGGAAACUGGAUACACCUCAUACUAAAGAAAGGCAAUGGAUAUGUACCAGAUUAUGACCAUGAAACUGGAGCUGUCUCCCCCUCCUCUCUCUUUUCAAAAGAACUGCAUGUGGCUACAGUAAAUCGCUCUCCUUCGAGAAGCAGCAGAUGGGUGGAUGAGAGUGGACAGGAGAGGAGAGAGAGGAGGGGGAAAGGAAACAUGAAAUCUGGGGGAAGGAGCAAAAAAAGAGGAACGGAGGAGGGCAGAGUCAUGUCUGAUAGUGAGCGAGAAAAGGUUAGCACGAUGGGUAGCUCUCGGUGGACAGGAAGAAGGCGAAAGCAACAGCUGCAAUCACAGAGUUUACCCAGCACGCUGAGGAGCCGAGAGGGAAGACGGAAAGAAGAGGAGCAGGAAAUGAAGAGAGAGGGAGAAAGACGAAAAGCAACGGGAAAAAGCAAGAGCAUGGGGGAAAGACGACAAAAUGUGAAAGCUUUUAGAUUUGAGAGAGAGAACGGUCACCCAGCGGAAGAAGAGAGGAUAGUAGAAAGAGAAAAGAAAGAUAACAACAGAACCAGCACACUGGAGGUCACACAGCAGGCACCUUUCUCCUUCCUCAUGCCUUUGGACAAAGAAGAUGAUGGAUCAGAUGCAGAAACAGUUCGCAGUUUCUCUGAAGUCAGUGUGUCGGCAGCCAGCAUCUCAUUCACGGGCACCCGGUGGGCCCUGGAGCACAUCAACCCUCUACAGGCCCCUGGAUCUUCUACUGCAGCCCCGGGACCCUGGCUAGUCCCCAGCCCUCACAAACUCUCUCAGGUUUUAAAGGGGAAAAGGCUGAGCCGGAAUAAGGGAGGACUGUGGUCCUAAUGCUAUUUCCAUUAAAUGGAUAGUUCACCCAAAAUGAAAAUUCUGUCAUCAUUUAUUCACAUUCUCAUGCUGUUCCAAACCCUUUUUUCUGUGAAACACAAAAGGACAUGUUAGGCAGAAUGUUAGCCCCAGUCACCAUUUACCUUCAUGUUAUGAUAAAAGAUGUAAUGAAAGUGAAUGGUUACUGAGGCUAACAUAUGGAAGAAAGAAACUCAUACUGGUCUGGAUCAACAUGGGGGCGAGUAAAUUAUUACAGAAUAUUACAUUAUGUUGAGCUAUCACUUUAAAGAGAUGAUGACAGAAUAUUCACUUUAACACUUCUCUCUCUCUCUCUCUCUCUCUCUCUCUCUCAUACUCACACUCACACACACACACACACACACACACACACACACAUAUAUAUAUAUAUAUAUAUAUAUAUAUAUACACACACACACACACAGAUGUCAACACAACCUCUGUCUCUAAUACAGCUUCUCUAGCUCCAUCUCUGUAUGUGGUUUUCAGUACACAACUACCACCCCAACAGUCUCUCUUCCAUCCUAAAUCCAUGUCCAGUUAGUCUUGAGUUAAGGCAUUGCAUAAUGAGGAGACCAAAGGAAAGUUGAAGUCAAGAUACUGCAGAGGUCUCCCAUACAGGCCUUUCAAGACUUAGUUUUAUCGCCAUCUAGUGGCCAAUGAGAGACAAAGAGAAAUGCUGCCGUUACAUUUAUCAUUGGCUUGCAUAAAGGUAACUGCAAGGUCAGUUGGUAUGUGUCUAGUAUUCAUGGUGUCAUCAUCGCAUGUGUCUUUUUUCAUAAAAUUAUAAUAUAAAAAAUUAUUUUUAAGACAGGAUUGCUCAAUGCUGCUCACAAAAAUCUAUUGUCCAGGUGUGUUUGUAUGUAAACUCUGCAAGAAAGUAGAUUUCCUGAAACAGGAUUGAUCAACCUUGAUUUAAGAGAUUUUAGUAGCUGCUUGUUGAUUGUGACUGGAUUGUAACCCUCUCCCCUGAUGCGUGUGGUGGUCUUGCUGUUGAAAGAGGGGAGAAGGAAGGAAGAAAACAGAACUAAAGUUUUAUUAUUGAGGCCAGUGAGCCGUAUCAAACCUCUCCAGGUGCCUUCUUCUUUAGCCAGUGUUUACCAAAAAAUAAACAAGAAAAAGAACAUAAGACGUAGCAUAGUAGAAAGUGUGCAACACAAUACUUUUCUGCCUCUUUAAAGGGAUAGUUCCCACCAAAAAUUGGAAUUCUGGUAUUAUUACUCAUCCUCAUGUUGUUCCAAACCCAUAUUACUUACUUUAUUCUGUGGAACACAAAAGGAAAUGGUGAAUGUUGACUGAGGCUAUUCCACAGAUGAAGAAAGUCAUAAUUGUUUGGAACAACAUGAGGGAGAGUAAAUGAUGAUAGAAUUGUAUUUUUUUUAUUAAUUUUUUUGGGUGAACUAUCCCUUUAGCAUCUAUAUCUUUGCAAGACUUGGUUCACGAGUUGGGGAAAAUUCUGUACACACUCUGCAAAACUUGAGCUAAGUGAGUCAAAGUGAAAGAGAGCCAUUACAAGUGCCUCAUGCUAUAUUCCUUUAUACAAUACAUAGACUUCCCUCAAGCUUAAAAAUCAGGACCCAAAGUUUAGAAUUUUUUUCCUUCCCAUUGUGAUACUUUGCGUUUGAAUGCUUUCUGAAUCAAUAUUUCAGACACAUUUCAUUGCCCUCAACAUUUCAGAUAAAAAUGACAAAAACGAGAAAAUGAAGGCCAGUUGGUCCUAAUACCUGAGCCCUCCACCAAUCAGCAUCAAACGUUGUGUGGAAUCUCCAUUUCAGGAGACGAAAAAAAAAAAAAAGAAGAAGAAAAAAGGGCAUUUUGAUACAAGUCUUCUAUGCAUUUUAUAAGACUUUAAGGUUAAAAAUUGUGGUAGAAUUCUUUUCUACAUUAGAUAUGAGAUUCAUAAUUUUUGUGUACUGUUAAUUACACAGGCAGGUUGAGUCAAAACUGAAAAUUAAAAGGAAGACUUUCUGAGAUUUAGUGAUAAUCAGACAUGCUGUACCACCAGCUUAUGCAUUGAUCUUCACCUCAGAAAUGUCUAAACAAUAAGCGCUAUCUCUUUCUGUUCUGUCCCCUACCCAGCAAAGCUAGAUAAGCUCAUCAGAAAGCUGUGUUAGAAAUAUGCACGGUCAAAUCAUCUAGAUUGAUAGAUUAACUGGACAGAAAUGUAUCCGCACCAGUGUCAGAAAUGAACUCCUUUCAUAGACAUAGUUCACCCCAAACUAAAAAUGUCAUCAUUUAUUUACCCUCAUGUCGUUCCAUAUCUGAAUGGCUUCCUUUCUUUUAAUGGAACACAAAAGGAUAUAUUAGACAUACAUUUAGUUUAUUGCAUAUUUGUGUCCACAUACAAUGAAAGGAAAUGAUGAUUGAGGCUAGUAAUCUGUCUAACAUCUCUUUUUGUGUUCCAUGGAAGGAAGAAAGCAAUAUGGGUUUGGAACAACAUGAGGGUGAGUAAAUGUUAGAAUUUUUAUUUUUCUGUGCACUGCCCCUUUAAGGGGUGAUAUUUUGUUAUGUUUUUUACUUUUAAACAGUGCAAACAAAUACUUAAAAUCAAUUUAGCAAAAUUGUCACUAUGGUGUCUAAACCCAUUGCUAGAAAGGUCUAGACUGAAAUAUAAUGUUAGAUUACAUAAAAAAAAAAUAUAUAUAUAUAUAUUGUAUCUGUAUUUUUGUCAUUUUCAAUGGCAUUUUGCACCAAGUCCUUGUUAUUUUCUGACACUGCUUCACAAAGACUUACGUAUAUUAGAAUUUAAAAAAUAAAGAAAUUCUCAAUUAGAUCAUCUAAUAUUUACAAUUAAACAAUAUCAGUUUAGUUUAAACAUGCAGCUUUUGAAAAUGUAAUCAUGUGAGUUUGUUUAUCAUUGGAGAAUUUACUAUGCUGUAACAUAUCAAUGAAUGCUUACAUAGAUCACAUGCAAAUUAUGUUGCCACUUAUUUUUCAUAUAGCAUUUUACUAUAUGAAAAAGUGACAUACAGUCAUUCUCUUUUAAUCAGGGCUCUUAAACAAAUAUUGCACAGCAUUCAGCUGUCCAUCUGAGGUUUAAUCUGAAGCUCACUGAACUCAGAAUCCUCAACCAGCCUGUGUAUUGCUGUAACUCUGUACCUAAUUUUCCCAUUGGCAUCAGCACGUACUGUACAGAACUGAGAUGAGCCUUGUAAAUGUUUUGGAUUUUUAUUUUUAUUUCUUUCUUUGAGAGAUUUGGUUUAUUUGUUUGUUUUCUAUAAUGUUAAUACUGUAGCAUUUUCAUUAUUGUAGCAGAUUUUAUGUGAAAAGUAAGCUUAUUGUACAUAAUUGUUGACCCUGAACAUAUCUAAAAAAAAAAAACAGAACAGAACAGAACUAUAUUCUCAAAUCCCCAAUGUCUCACAUAUCAGAAAUAUACAGCACUGUCGACCUUCAAGGCCGGUUCACAUUUGUGACACGUGCUGCAUUUUAAACCAAUGUGCCCACUGGCUUGACGAGAAGCUUGAUAUAUAAAAUAAUUCUUGAAAAUAUAAUAAUUAAAUCUUGCAUGUCUGUUGUAACUGUACUAGUUUAAAAAGCACUGGCCCUUAUGAUAACAUAAAAUCUACACGUGGCAUGAUACUUUAUAUAGCCCAGGAGGCUCAUCACAGACAAGAAAAAGCAAGCCCUGGGUCAUGUUUUAUACAACAUCUGUUACCAGUUUCUAAUUAAUCAGAUAAUGGUAUCUAAUCUGACAGCUUGAUCGCCCCCUAGUGUCCUUUGUGGUUUUUCGCAUAUUGUGGGUUUGACUCUAGCCAGCUAGCAGUCUCUUUUAUAGCCCUUUUUAUGCAGUAACAAUGCUGUAAAAACAAGAUUUAGUGACACAAGUCACCCUAAGUAUGUAGUCCACAAAGAUAAACAAUAGCAUGCCCAGCACAUAUUGUCUGCCCCAUAUGUUUCCUCUUAUCUGAAACAGUAUACUUCGAUGUUCUGUAGGUUUUAACGUCAGAGAAGUAGUCUCAAAACAUGAGCCAUACUCUGAGUCAAACAAAAUAUUAAUACAAUGAUGCAAUGUUUUUAUAAUACUAUUUGCAAGGUUCCUAGCAUUGCAAAUGUGCCAUUUAAAUGCUAAUCAAUGAUGUCUUACUCUUUCCCUCUUUAGAGAGAAAUACGGAUGGGUCUUUAUGAGACUGAGUUUGACACUUUUAAAAUGUCAAAACAUGAGUAUUUCAGCUUUGGAUUUUCAACUUGAAUAUGCUAUAUUGGCCUUGUAAGGAGUCAGCCAUUGUACAGAACAAGAACAUUUUAUUUGUAAAGAGGAAAGAAGAAAAUGUUAGCGAUUCUUUAUAGUUAUAUUCUAGAAAUAUAGCAUAAGUAAGACAGCUUAGGCCACGAUAAUGAAAGCAGAGGACAUUGUAUCUUUUAAAGGAAGUAACCACUGCACCAGGAGAUUAUAAAGAUCCAACAAGGCCGCAAGUAGUUAAAGUAAUAGUCCUCCCAUUCUGUCAUUAUUUACUCGUCGUUCAAAACUGUCUGACUGUCUUUUUUCCAUGGAACACAAAAGAUUAAUUUCUGUAGAACAGGGAUCGGCAACCUUUUUGAGAUGGAGUGCCAUUAUUUUAUUGGCUGUGCCGAUGCAAGUGUGGAAUCUUAAAUAUUUCUUAUAUUAUGUCAUACAUUUUUCAAAAUCACGCAGAGCUCGUUGAUGGAAAUCUGAAUGAUUAAUUGUGGUCUUUUUCUUAUUAUAUGAUGUGUUGUUUUGAAAGCAAAAAGAAACAAAUGAAACACAGUAUGUAGGCUGUCAUCUGCACAGCCUGACCGAAGCAAAGCGGGCGCAUUUACUCACGCGAUUAACCGAAAGAGAAGUGCUGCUGGCUCAUGAUGUGCGAAUGGCUUGCACUUGCAGCGUGAGUCUCAUCACACUUUAACAGUUUUUAGCUUCCUAUUCAGCUGAUGAAAUCCCGCUGCACAAUCAUGAGGAAGGAUUAGUUCAAGAUGUAGUUUGGAAUGCAGGUGCGGAAUUUAUAUAAAUAAAACAGACUUCUCCUCUCUCGCCGUUGCUGUGGUGCCAGUGAUUACCCAUCCGUGUGCCAAUGCUGGCACGUGUCAUAGGUUGCCGACCCCUGCUGUAGAACAUUCUUGUCACUUGUCAUAUAAUGGAAGUGAAUAAGAAUUGAGCCUAUCAAGCUCCAAAAUGACUAAAAAGAACCAUAAAAUAUCAUAAGACAUCCAUAUGAUGUGUGUGUGCUAUGUUCCAAGUCUACGGAAGCUAUAAAAUAGCAAUUGUGUGAGCAACAUACCAAGAUUUUGAUUUGCUUCUCAUACAAUCGCUGUUGAAUGGCAUCAGAAGACUUGGAAAUUUACAGUAUGAGUCAUACAAAACACUUCUAUGAUCAUUUUAUAGUGCUUUUUUGGUCACUUUGGAGCUUUAGAGCCCCUGUUCUCAUUACUUUCAUUAUAUGGACAAUACUGACCAGGAUAGCCUACUUCAUAAAGUCACUCUUUGUGUCCUACAGAAGAAAGAAUGUCAUAAAAGUUUGCAACAACGGGUGAGGAAAUGAUAACAAUCUUCCUUUUUGGGUGAACUAUUCCUUAAAAGAUUCCUACUCCUUGUAAGAACAAAUCCUAUUCCUUAUAAAAGGAUGACUGCAAGUAUUACAGCCAGGGCUAAAAAAAUAAUUAUUCUGUCAGCUCCUGUGUGAGGUUCUGCUUCCUUUAUAUAACAUGGGUGUCCUCUCCUUCAUUUUCAAAUUGUAGUGUAGACAAGAACAUUUACCUACAGAGAAAGAGUAAGCAGGCAGCAGUGUGUUGCAGAUUUUUAUGUGCCAGGUAUAAAGCGAUCUCCCCGAGACCUCAGGCUGCACGUGUAGCUGUUAUUUUAAUGGCGCCCUCUGCAGAGAAGACGCUGAUUGCAAGAAUUGUAAAUAGCAGUCCACGAGGGGACACAUUGAACACAGAUGUACAGGUUUUUAAUUGUUGCUCUUGAUAUGUAUGAAGAUACUGUAUUGUUUUUGAAUGCAUCAACAGGGAGUUUUGGAUUAUGAAUAAUGACAUGCUGUUAAAGAAAUAAAAUGAAAAAACUGAUUAAAUGAA